AAGAUGAAAUCCUUGGUUUUACAAAAAUGUUUCAACAAGACAUUGGAUCCAGUUAUUUCGUUCAUCUUCAAUGACUCGAGACCACAAACCCCAGUAUGCGAGGUCGGUUUAUUCUCGACCUGCCUCACUUUAUUAAACGAGAUGCUGAACGAACAUCAACAACAUAUUGGGGGGGACCUCCAUGUUGAGAGGUUGUAUCUCUUCUGCCUCGUGUGGGCGUUCGGGGGGUUGUUGGAGGGGAAUGUCGCGAAGUCUUUCAGUGAUUUGCUCAAGACACUUUCAUCUGCCCUCCCUGAUUACGACCACGAGAUCUCCGUGUUUGAUUAUUACGUUGAUGAAUCGGGUGAAUGGGACACAUGGAAUGCGAGGGUACCCGAAGCUACUUACACAGGGACCACAGAUAUAUUAGGAGAGGUGUUCGUGGACACGGUUGACACGAUCCGGGUUCGAAGUUUGCUCGAGUUCGCCCACAGUGCGCGGAAACACACCCUUAUUAUUGGGGAGAGGGGGGUGGGGAAGACGGCGCUCGUUAAUGAUUUCCUUGAUACUCAAGACAAACAAUCCAGUAUUCUACAACGAUUAGUCUUCAGCCAUGCUUCAACAGCUUCACAACUCCACAGUUUCAUUCAACAUAAUAUUCAACAUCGACAAGGGUUUGUGUAUGGAGCUAAGGAUGGAAAGCAUUUAGAGGCCUUCAUCGAUGACAUCAACCUGCCGUCCACGGACAUGGAAGGCGUCCAACGUUGUAAUGAACUGCUACGAACCCUUGUAGACGACCAUACCAUAUGUAAGCUGCAUCCACCUUUUGAAUGGAGGACUGUAGAAGGAUUGGAGGUGUUGGCAACACUGUCCACCUCAUCAACGAACUUCAACAUCGACCCCCGAUUAUUACGACACUUCGCCGUGUUGCGUCUACGUCCCCCGUCGAGCAGCGAGCUACGACACAUCGUGUUCUCUGUGAUGGAGGCCAACUUAUCGGAUCGUCCGUUAAACCAGGAGUUGCAUGAAAGUAUCGCGACAGCUUCGAGUAAAAUCAUCGAAUCUGUGAAGGUCGUGCUCAAGGCUUGCCCGAUGCCCGGUCGGCACCAUUACGCCUUCAGUCUUCGUCAACUCACCAAGAUGUCGCAAUGUUUGCGUCGGUUAGCCGACGAGGAUCGCGCCAAUGAUGACCUGGUGGUGGCGCUAUGGAGGCACGAGAUUGAACGGUUGAUUGGGGACCAAAUAUGUCGCACUUCUGACAUCGUGUGGUUCGAUGAUCUCAUGCAGAAAACAAUCGCCGACGUUUUGCCGCAGUUCGCCGAUAAUUCGGCAAAAUGUUUCGUCACUUUUCCAGUUGAAACGAAGACCCACCAUCGACCCCUUGCAUCCUCCCAUCACCAAAUAAGGAUCCAACUUCAUCCAAUCAAUGAAGUUAAGGAUAUAUUGGAUUGCAUGAAGGCCCACCUUACCCACUACAAUGAGGAACAACAUCAUCAUGAAUCAAUCAGUAACAUAAUGUUUAGUGAAGAUAUAUUAUCGCAUAUCAUACGAAUGCAUCGUGUGUUGUGCUACCAUCAUGGAGGCAGCAUGAUGGUGAUAGGGGCAGUGGGCAGCCCCCCUCACCCCUAUAUAACCCCCUACUAACCCCCCUUACCCCACAGAGGCAGCAUGAUGGUGAUAGGGGCAGUAGGCAGCCCCCUCACCCCUAU
Molecule: messenger RNA, 1688 nt
Organism: Ciona intestinalis (vase tunicate)
Lineage: Eukaryota; Metazoa; Chordata; Ascidiacea; Phlebobranchia; Cionidae
Source: RefSeq, a predicted model, not a curated record